AUGAAAUUCACAGAGAUCAAAGACAGAAUCGGGUCUCUGGAGCGCGCUCUAGAACAAGAUGCAGUUACUCCCCAUGGAAAUAUCAUAAAGCAGGAGGAUACAAGCGAGAGCCGCCUUGAGACUGAAAAUUCUGCUGUGAACUCCGGGGGAAUCGUCGAUACAGUGGUAAAAGAGGAGAGCCAGCUUCCUGUUCCAGACGACGAGAAGAAUCUUGAACCUACGCCUCUCGCUGUGCAGGAUGCAGCUUACGAGGAUGAAGGAGAUGAUAACGUGUUUGAUUUGGGCUUUAAAUUUGGGAAGAUGAGAAUGACAGAUCGAAUUGGAGGUUUCUUCAGACCAAGGAUUGCUGAUGAGCUCUCUGCGGCAUUGGACAUGUUACAUGUGUCCGAUCCACCGAAAACAAGCACACCAGCCUCUGCUGUCAGCUUCGAGCAGUCACGGAGGUGGUCAUCUAUAGCGGAAAAUCCACACUUUCGUCCCAGUCCUUCGUAUGCGGCACCAAGUUCCGACUUAUGUUUUGGUGGUGCUUCGCAAUAUACACUUAUGGAAUUUUUGCCCACACAGGUGGCUGCAGAUAGGCUGUUACGGCAGUACUGGGAGGCAGUACAUCCAGUCGCAAAAAUUGUCCAUCGCCCGACGUUUGAAAAGCAGUAUAGCGAUUUUUGGGCAAACGUUUCACAGGGCAUCGAGCCACCGUAUUCCCUUCAAGCACUUUUCUUCUCGACCCUCUUUAGUGCAGUAAUUAGCAUGGCGGAAGACACUCUUCAAGCCAUUUUCAGGGUUCCCCAAAAACAGAUAAUUCAAAAUUUCCAAGGGGCUACAGAGAUGGCUCUAGCGAAGGCCAACUUUCUAAGAACGACGAAAACGCAGACCUUGCAGGCAUUGGUUAUGUAUAUCAUCCCAAUGUGCCGUGAUGAGAUUUCUCGCUCCCAUUCAACCCUAGUUGGCGCCGCUAUUAGACUCGCGGAGUGUAUGGGCUUCCAUCGGGACCCCGAAGAGUAUGGCCAUGGGCCUGUCGAGUCUCAUGUACGGCGCAUGAUCUGGUAUCAUAUUUGUUUUCUCGACCUUCAAACCAGUGAGAUGCAAGGACCCCGACCAUCAAUUCGUCGGGAAGACUUUUCAACGAAAUUUCCCGUCAAUAUGGAUGACGCCGAAUUGGCUACGACGGAUCCUACCUCAAUCUCGGGUAUGCCCAGAUGGACAGAUAUGACACUUACAAGAAUUCGAUUUGAAUGCUGUGAGCUACGCCGACUUAUUCUUGUAGACAGGAUCCGGUUGGAGAAGAAGCAAGUUAGUUUAACCCAGGUCCUAGCGAAAAUCGAAGCUUUCCGAAAAGCGACCAUUGCAAAAUACGGCCCCCUUAUUCUUGUACCGAAUCCACAGCCAAUACAACAGGUUGCAAAAUAUAUGUUGUCAAUUCUGACACGCCGCGCCUACAUAUCUUUGUUACACCGGUACCUCAACACUGUUGCUGUUCGUAUUCCCGAUCGCCUGGCCCAAAUUGUAAUCACAAACGGCAUGCAAAUCCUUGACGCUUCAAUCGCACUAGAGAGCUCCGCUGAAUUGCGUCCUUGGGCCUGGUACCAUGGUGCCUUUAAUAACUACCAUAUUGCCCUCCUUCUUCUUUUUGAGAUUUGGACUCACCCUGAGCGAAAGGAAGCGGAUCAUAUUUGGGAAUGUCUGGACUACGCUUUUGAGUUGGAUGCUACAGCGCCCGACUUGGCAAGGAAUGUCGACCGUCUAGAUGUAUUACAGCAUCGAGAUGCUAAAGCCCGAUUUAUCCUUCGAACCGUACGCAACGGAAUGAUGGAGUACCGAGAAGCAAGGAGAUUGAUAAUACCGAAGAGCAUGUCUAACUCAAAGGUCUUGCCGCCAAUUCCACUAGAUGUUGAUAGUUACACGGCCUCGUUGACUCGAAGAACCCAAAGCGCCCCCACAAGAUCCCCUCUGGCCCCCAUAAGCGAAGCCCGGGGUACAUCGAUAUCAUACUCACAUAACCUACCCACUGACUCCAUACCUAAUGAUCAGCAGUUUCAGACCCAAUUCAAUUCUCCAAAGGGCGUACAGCAGUCGUACCUCCCUCAACAGGCGAAUACGUUUCAAUAUACAGCCCCCCCCGCGCCCGUAUCUCAACUUGCUCCGCCUACUUUUCUGUCCCCCAGCUACGGGCAGCCGGCCUCAUUUCUACAAGAACCCCAGCCUAUCCAGGAGAACAGGAGCAUUGCUGGUCUCGAAGAUGCAGGAAACAAUGGCCUCUGGUUUCUCUCAAACACGGGAUUGGCAAGUGCAGGAGCUGCUCCAUCCGUGGGAGGAUAUAUAUUUUCGCCGGCGGCUGGCGAGACUCAAUUAUCAACACCUGAAAUUGACUGGAACGAAUGGGAUCAGAUAUUUACACCUGAUGUUCAUAACAUGGACCUUUGA
Molecule: messenger RNA, 2421 nt
Organism: Ophidiomyces ophidiicola
Lineage: Eukaryota; Fungi; Ascomycota; Eurotiomycetes; Onygenales; Onygenaceae
Exons: 4
Coding region: 1-2421 (806 amino acids)
Biological process (GO): DNA-templated transcription
Molecular function (GO): zinc ion binding; DNA binding
Source: RefSeq, a predicted model, not a curated record